Molecule: messenger RNA, 8034 nt
Organism: Necator americanus (New World hookworm)
Lineage: Eukaryota; Metazoa; Nematoda; Chromadorea; Rhabditida; Ancylostomatidae
Exons: 65
Coding region: 1-8034 (2677 amino acids)
Biological process (GO): proteasome assembly; regulation of translation; cellular response to amino acid starvation
Cellular component (GO): cytosol
Molecular function (GO): protein binding; molecular adaptor activity; protein kinase regulator activity
Source: RefSeq, a predicted model, not a curated record
AUGAACUGCGGAUCCGAUCGAGAGUCCUAUCACGCUAAAAAAACGCCCGCUUACUCAGUUCCACCACAAAUCAAGGCCGUUUUGACUCGACACUUCACGCUACCUAGGAGUAUUCUUAAGGGUUGCAUCAUGUCAGUGGAGAACGGACACGAGCAAAUUAAAGAAAAUGUUGAUCCAUGUGAAAUAGUUCCCGAAAGAAAUGAGAUCGAAUGGCUCAAAGAAGAAAUUCUUAAAUUCACCACAGUAGUUUCUAAUCCGAGUGUGCGGCUCCACCUUCAAGCGUACUCGUUAUUGUGCAAAGUCAUCAAACAAGCAGAAAAACUUCCGGAGCCAUUUUUCAAAGGAAUUGUAAAAAUUGUCGUCACCGCUUCUGCUUUCCGUUAUUCACACAAGCAAAGUUUUAAGGCCGUAGAGAAUCUUCUCAAUGCCUUGGCUAAACAUGAUUCUGGGGCAACGGGGAGGUCGCUGGCUCAGAGUGUGCAAACACUCUUUCCGCUGACCCCGAACAUAAGCGAUAGCAUCGCUUGUGUUGCAAUUCCUCCUGCAAAAUGGCUUUUGCAACUUUUUCCACGGGUUCCUGAUGCUGUUGUACCUGAACUUAUUUCCGCCUUGGGCAACUUGUCCUUCUACUGCUGUGCAAGUCCGAAAGCGUCUAGGGUUUUUAAAAAGAAAUUGUUGGUGCUAUGUCGUAGUAACGAGCAAGCUACGAGGCUUAAUAAUGGAGUCAGUGAAGUUGGUAAGGAUGCUGCUUCUGCGAAGAAGAUGCUCUGUUUCAUGUCAUUCUUAUUCACGGCUUGUGAUACCGUUGAUCAUAACAUGUUCCUUGAUGUCUUCUCCAAGUCCGUUUUGUUCCCGAAAGUUAAAGCUGAACAGUUUGUUAUAGACAUUUGUAGCAAUGGGCUCAGCCAAAUUUCCUCAUCAACAUUUCGUGAUGUUUUGCUACCUAACAUCAAGAAAUCAUUACUUAGAAGCCCUGAAGUUGCUGUAUUUGGGAUUGUCUGCGCAAUAGAUUCAGUGACCUUUCCGCUUGAUGAGUAUCUCAGUGAUUUCCUCAAAGGAUUCGGUGCUUUGCUGACAUCAUCGUCUGAAGAACUGAGAGAUGCUGCUAUUGCUGGAGUUGUAGCGCUAGCAAAGUCGGGAGAAGCAGCUACUGUUGAAAAGAUUGUAAAUUAUCUUCUUGAACAAUUGUCAGCGGCAAAAACUUCCGAACAACGUGUUGCUCUUUUGGAAGGUGUAGCGAAAUGCGCUAAGGCGAAAAAUGCAAAUCAUGAAGCCUUGGAGAAGAUUGCAAGUGGUGUUGUGACAAGAAUCACUUCUCCCGAUAAAGAGACUCAUGAAAAUGUCGUAACUGCGCAAUGGAUGGCAGCCACUGUUUGGGCAAGAUGGUUGAGUAAUAGUUCACCAGCGCUAACUACUGUUUUUAAAAACGCUCCACAGGUCCCGAUGGUGGCUCGGCAUAUUGGAUAUCGAUCGUUGGCUGAUAUCUUUGCUAGUCGCGGUAUGAAAUCAAUGCCAACCGAAUGUGAGAAACAGUUUUGGCAGGAGCUUGAGGCAGCUUCGAAGGAACCCGUGCAGUUUAUCUGUCUAGCUGCUCUUCUUUUAAAAAGUUGUGAAGUUGGCACUCCAAAUCAUACGAAAGUGUGGGGCAAAGUUACAACUUUUGAUAGUGUUUUGAAGGAUAAACCGCUCGCUGCAAUGUGUGCAGAUGACGCCACCACAUGGGUUGAUCUAGUUGAGAAAGCCGUUCUUGAAAGACCAUUUUCGGACAAGACGGGCUGUUAUCCUCCGCUCAUGCUCAAAUCUCUCUCUGUAUUGCUUUUUUGGCCGGAUUGGCAAGUCAGGAAACGUGCCUCACUCGCGGUUGAACGGAUACUAACCAUUGAAGAGUCUCACUUUGCUGAAGCACUUGCAGAUGUUAUCUUUACAGAAACUAUCAAUGGAUUUUUAGAUCAGACGCUACGAAAAGUGCGGCAUAACCACUCGGAUUCGGCAUCGUUUACGGUACCAGGAGAGUGGUACGUGUUGGUUCUUCGACUACUACUUACUCCUAAAGGACCAGAACUUGAAAGACUGGCGAUCCAUACUUUACUGUUGGCGUCGGUACCUCGUCUAGUUGAAGUUGAUGGUUCUGUAUGGCUACGAUGGAUGCAUACUCAGGCAGAUAGUGAUCGGUGGAUUGGAGGCGAAGUGUUUAGAGAAACUGCUAUUGAACGAGUGCUCAAGUGCUCAGAUCGUUGUGUGCGUGAUAAUGCGCUAAUCACCUUAGUGGCACUCAAUAUUCCUUCACUGCGAAAAACACUCUGGGAGCACAUUGAAAAAAGCAUAAAUGAACUGAAAGUUAAUGAGUAUACAAGAAUUCCGGAGAAGCAUGUGGCUAUAUAUCACUGCCAGGAAGGGCAUUUGUACAAUAUGGAGGUGCUGGACUUUGAUGAAGGUGAAAUCAGUUACAAUAUGAAACGAGAAAACAAAGCGUAUAGCUUCCGAGAACAAGUAGCUGAGAUGCAGCUCAGAAGAGAACUAGCAGAGAAAAAACGGAAGGAAGGCAAGCUGACAACUGCUCAAAAACAAGUUAUGGAGAAGGAACUUAUGAAGGAAAAGGAAAUUCGAGAAGAUAUGCGGGAAAUGUACAAUGUUGCUGAAGCGAAGCUAGAUGAAACCAGGGCCAUGGUGGCUGCCGAUAACCAAGGAGCAUUUGCUAGGCCUGAAAUCCUCUUCAAUUUUUGCAUUCCUUUGACAAGAAGCCAUCUGGUGAGCAGGGAAGCAGCUCAGCUGUUCCUUGCUUAUAGAGACGUAGCGUUCCCGCACACUGAAGAUUACUUGGAUGAAUUGCUGGGUAGUACCGCAUUGCGCGUGAUUGGAUCGCAUUGGCGCGUUACCAACUGGGCAGAUGAACCACUCCCAGCGGCGGUGCUACGCAGUUUACAAUUCUUGAAUGAGCGAGCAUUUGUGGUGGAAACUGGAGAAGAUGAUGAAACGUUCGAAUUUGAAGAUAUCGUUGGCGCUACGCAGUUAACAUUCCUUUAUCCUAUGAUUCGCUUGCUCUUGGAUCCGUCAAAUGGCUACUCGGACGAAACUAGAGAUUCGGUGUUGACACUGCUCCAAAAUGCUAUUCACAAAAGGUUCCUUAAGGAUGGAUCGGUGUUGGAGCUUCCUAUGAAUGAAUAUGCAACUCUACUGUUGACAGAGUAUGCGAGUAGCCUUACUGCUCCGUCCAAGAAGGCGUUGGUGCAGUUGGCUGGAUUGGCUAAUGACACUAUGGACACUGGACCGAGAGUGGUCAAUCUUGUAAGAAGUGCGCUAAAUUAUAUGGAUAAUGAGAGUGGUGACGUGCGGGAAACUGUACUGAAGGUGUUGUCAGCGCCGAACCUACUCACUCGUCUUGUGCUCUCCUCUGAUGACCCGGAAUUCUCAGUUGAUUGCCUCGUUCGGCUUUUCAUUGCCCGCUUUGAUCCCUUUGAAGCUGUAGUUGAAAGAGCAGACGGAUUGUGGUACGAGUCCUCUUUCCAUCUGAAACCAGAAAUGGCCGAACCACUCAUUGAUAAAUGUGUGUCCGAUAUCGCUUUUGUGCGAGAGUCGGCUGCUAAUGCAACGGCAGCCUUUGUUCAAGAGAUCGUCAUUAGCAUGCCUGUAGUUCUGAACAAGAUUGACAAAGUGUACACCGACCUGGCUCAGAUACGCCCUGCGGUGUAUGACGAAGUGGGACGAAUGGUUAUGGAUAGCAAGGACGACUGGGCUAGGAGGAGUGGAGUUGGAUUAGUUCUAGGACGACUAGCUGGACACGUUCGAGUGCAGGAUGCUAUGCGAUUCAUCAAGCUGGUGACUCCGCAUGGAUUAGCUGACCGUAAUGCAGAUUGUCGUAACGGAAUGCGCAGCGCUGCAGUGGAAGUGAUUCGCAAUCAUGGGAAAGAAAUUAUGAACGAAUUGCUGCCUUUUCUAGAAAAUCUAUCUGACGCCACUCCCAAUGGAGGAGAACAUGAUAACUUGCGACAAGGACUGGUUGUACUCCUGGGAACCUUAGCACAGUACCUAGACCCUUCCUCAGACAAAGUUAGAGCUAUUGUGGCUAGGCUCAUGGAAGCGUUGUCAACCCCCAGCCAAGCGGUCCAAGAGUCCGUGUCGCGAUGCCUUUCUCCCUUGGUUCCAGCCAUAAAGGAUACAGUGAAGUCAUUAGUCCAAAAGUUGCAAUGGCUACUCUUCGAAGCUGAUUCUUAUGGCGAACGUAGAGGAGCGGCAUAUGGUAUUGGUGGAAUAGUCAAGGGGUUGGGCGUGGCCUCUCUUAAAGAAUUGGAGCUCUUGCCUUCGAUUCAGAAGGCUCUUCUGGAAAAAAAGAACGUAAGGCAUCGAGAAGGAGGUCUAUUAGCGCUGGAGAUUCUUUGCAGUACCGUUGGGAAACUUUUCGAACCUUAUAUGAUCCAAGCAUUGCCUUCACUUCUUCUCUGCUUUGGAGAUAGCGAUGAGAAUGUCAGAAAAGCUGCUGAGGAUACCGCUGUAGCGAUGAUGUCAUCAAUGUCACCUCAUGGAACGAAGCUUGUUCUGCCAUCUUUGCUCACUGCGUUGGAUGAUGAGUCCUGGAGGACAAAAUGUGCAGCGGCAGAACUGCUAGGUUCUAUGGCAUUCUGUGCUCCCAGACAACUAUCUGCAUGUCUACCGAACAUAGUACCUAAACUGAUAGAGGUGCUGGCCGACUCGUCUUCAAAGGUACAAAGAAGCGGUGAAAAAUCACUGAGACAAAUUGCAAGCGUAAUCAGAAAUCCGGAAAUCUUGGGUGUCACUAAUCAAUUAAUGGCUGGACUGCUUGAUCCUGCUAGCAAAACCAAUUAUGCUCUACAAGCUGUUCUCAACACGAAAUUCAUUCACUACAUUGACGCGCCAUCUCUUGCUCUUAUUAUGCCAAUCGUCCGUAGAGCCUUCGAAGACAGAAAUAGCGAGACCAGAAAGGUUGCGGCGCAGAUUAUCGCUAACAUUUACACCCUCACAGAGCAUAAGGAUAUGGAGCCGUAUUUGUGUGAUUUGGUGCCGGGUCUCCAAAAGUCACUCCUUGAUCCUGUGCCGGAAAUCCGCACAGUAGCCGCGAGAGCUCUUGGAGCGAUUGUCGCGCGAUCCACAGAUGCCACUAGCGAUAGGUUACGCAGUAGCAUUGUACCAUGGUUGAAAGAGAAGCUGGUAUCUCCACAAUCGACUGUGGAUCGGUCCGGAGCUGCUCAAGGUCUUUCGGAGGUACUGGCUGGAAUUGGCGCGGAGCAGCUGGAGUUCGUUAUGCCUGAGAUUAUCGCUGCAACGGAAAGCCCUGAGGUUAGUGCCGAAACUCGCGACGGGUAUAUUCUUAUGUACAUCUACUUGCCUAUGGUGUUUGGAGAGAAAUUCUUGCCAUAUCUACCCCAAAUUGUGCCACCUAUUCUCAAAGCAUUGGCUGAUGAGAAUGAAUAUGUCCGUGCAUCUGCGCUUAAAGCUGGGCAGCGUCUGAUUGCUCAGUACUGUUCACAUGCUCGUCGGUUGUUAUUGCCACAACUGCAAAUGGCUCUCCAUGAUGAGAAUUGGAGGAUCAGACAUGCUGCUGUCACACUUAUCGGAGAUUUCUUGUUCAAUAUAUCAGGAGUGUCUGGCAAAAGUACGACAUCGACUGCAAACGAGGAUGACACCAUGGGUAUGGAACAGGCUGGCAAGAGUAUUGUGCGAGCGCUUGGGCAACAGUGUAGAGAUCACGUUCUGGCUGGCCUUUAUUUGGCUAGAUCCGAUGUUGCUCUCGUUGUGCGACAAGCGGCUGGUCAUGUGUGGAAGAUUGUUGUCGCCAAUACACCACGUACUCUGAAGGAGAUCAUGAAAUUGCUAUUCGAAAUGGUGGUCGAUUCUCUUGCUUCCACUUGCGAAGAGCGUCAACAAAUGGGUGCCAGAUGUUUGGGUGAACUUGUAAGGAAAAUGGGCGAUAAAAUCAUCAACGAGGUUUUGCCGGUACUAGAAAUGAACCAAAAGUCUGAAGAGCUUGAAAAACGUGUGGGAGUAGCUAUUGCUCUUCAUGAAAUCAUGGAUAACAUCACCAAGGACGUCCUUAGCCACUAUCUAGAGAGUUUGGUAACACCAGUUCGUAACGCUAUAUGUGAUCCGUCGCCAGUGGUGCGAUCAGCGGCAGCCGAUACUUUCUCAGUACUGUAUCAGAUGGUUGGUCACGAAGCACUGGAUGAGAUAAUUACACCGCUACUUGAGAAGCUUACUCCUGAAAAGGAAGAUGUUUUGGCUGGACUGUGUGAGAUCAUGAAGCAAAACAGCAGACAAAUGCUACCGUAUUUGCUACCACGCCUUACCCGUCCACCAAUCAACGUCCAUGCUUUGUGUAGCUUGGCUUCUGUUGCUGGUGGCUCACUUUCUCGACAGCUCUCUCGUGUCCUAGAUGCCCUCCUUUCAGCUUGCCAAACCAACGACCAAUAUGAUCCUAUGAUUGAUAGCUGCGAGAAGGUUGUGAUAGCGGUGACUGACGAUGAAGGUGUGCCAGUCUUAGUUGAUUAUCUCUUGAAACAGGGAGGUAAAGGAAAUGUGCCGGCCGUGGUGCUUUUGCAUACGUUUGUUACCAAGAGCGGGGUUAAUCUCAAUUAUUUGGUGGGUGAUCUACUUCCUGGGCUAUUGCACUUGUAUACUUCGACGAACCCACAAAUCGUGGAUCACGCCGUGAACUCCGCAAUAGGGGUAGCACAAGCGUUGGAUCAAAAAGAGAUGCAGGAGACUAUUCCGAUUGUGAAAAAAGCCUUAAACUUCAUGGUAGCUCAAGCAAAGGGCCGUGACAUCCCUGGUUUUGCUCAUCCAAAGGCCCUGCAACCUUUGCUGCCCAUGCUUAGGGAGUCCAUAUUGCAAGGUGGUGUCGAACUGAAAGCCUUAGCUGGAGAGGCCCUUGGAAUGAUGAUAUCUGUAUCCGAUCCUACCGCUCUCAAACCUCAUGUCGUCAAUAUCACAGGACCGCUUGUCAGAGUUUUGGGUGACCGAUACCCACCCAGUGUGAAACUAGCUGUUCUGGAUGCGCUGAGUAAAUUGUUAGACAAGGUGGAUGCAAUGCUACGUCCAUUCUUGCCACAACUGCAGUCAACUUUCCUUAAAGCCUUGCAGGAACCUUCAUCAAGGCCUGUCCGAUUGGCAGCUGGUGGAGCGCUUUCUCGAUUGUUGCGAAUUCAUGUGAAGCCUGAACCUCUUGUUUGUGAGAUCCUGAAGUUGCUAGCGCAUUCACAAGAUCAGGCUCUUCUUGAAACAACUUUCGUGGCUGCUCGUGCAUUGGUUGGCAAACUAACUGUUCCUCUGUCGGAAUCCACAAUCCAAGAAGGAUAUCGAGUUUGCGAACUGCAAUACUUGGUUCCUGUGGAUACGCCUACUGAACUCGACACUUCACUGACUAUGUGUAGUGGAGCUCUAUAUGGAGAGUUGGCUGUUAGGACGAAGCAGUUUUUGAAGAACAUCUUCAAGGAUGUUGAAAGUUGCUCGAAACCGCGAGUUCGUCAAGCUAUGGCUUUUGCUUUGCAGCAGAUGUGUCAGUCUGACGCUGCUGCCGUCUGGUCUAAUGUCCAAUCCGAAUGCCGCUCCGCAUUUCUAGCUGCAUUCUCAGCAGCGGACGUUACUGUUGCCUGUGCUGCUCUGAGAGCUGCUGCUCAUAUUUUAGCAAGUGAAGGAUCGAAACCCGACCGAGAUCUGCUCUCUGCCUUGGGUCGUGCACUUAGCCAUCAAGCAGUGGAAGUCCGAAGAGUUGCAGCAGCUUCUCUGGGACAUGUGCUUCAUUCAACCACUUCUCAGCUAGAGAAUGACCUCUUGAAGCUUAUUGUUCCUCAUCUUGUUAAUGGAGCAAAAGAAAGCAACUCAGCUGUAAGAUCUUCCUCCGAGCUGGCUCUGGUAUAUGCGUUCCAUUUCCAAGAAGGACAAGAAGGCUUUGAUAAGUAUCUUCAAUCGGUAGAAGGUGCAGCGAAAACAGUCGUCAAUGAAUUACAAGCAGCUCUCAGACGUCUGGUAAGAAGCGGUGAUCUGGCAUUGGAACCAAUCUGUAAUAUUCUUUCCGUCCAAUAA